This is a messenger RNA of Paramisgurnus dabryanus, 731 nucleotides long. It is a transcript of the gene eloca, whose product is annotated as elongin C paralog a. The record is from RefSeq and is a predicted model, not a curated record. Lineage: Eukaryota; Metazoa; Chordata; Actinopteri; Cypriniformes; Cobitidae. Gene Ontology annotation, biological process: ubiquitin-dependent protein catabolic process.
CUUUUAGACACGCACGUCAACCGGAAGUAUUUGUUUGUAUCCUGUGCCUGUAUUUCUCAAGAAACUUGAUUUAAAUUUGUGAAUUUAUCUAUUUGACAGUGUCUGUGAAACAAUGGAUGUUGAAGAGAGGACAUAUGGUGGCUGUGAGGGCCCAGAUGCUAUGUAUGUUAAGUUGAUAUCUUCAGAUGGGCACGAGUUUAUUGCAAAGAGAGAGCAUGCCUUAACCUCUGGCACAAUCAAAGCCAUGCUGAGUGGACCUGGUCAGUUUGCUGAAAACGAAACCAAUGAAGUAAAUUUCCGGGAGAUCCCAUCUCACGUUCUCUCCAAAGUGUGCAUGUAUUUUACAUACAAAGUUCGCUUCACCAACAGCUCAACAGAAAUCCCAGAAUUUCCAAUCGCUCCUGAGAUUGCUUUGGAACUACUGAUGGCUGCAAACUUCCUAGACUGUUAGUUCAAUAAUGGAGCAUGUAUUAUACUGUGGUCUGUUUACAUGCCAAUUAUUUGCCAUUAUAUUCAUAUCUGUGUUUAUGAUUGUAUAUUUAUAAUUAAACCUUUUGUGUUGUUGUUUUAUGAAAACAACGGCUUGCCAAUUUGGUCCACCUUAAAUUGAUAAUUUGUGUUUUGUAUGCAGCGUUUUAAAAAUGUUCUGUCUUAAUUAUUUUGUAUUUGCAAGUCUGCUGCUAUAUUCUUAGUAGAUUCUGCUCUGAGAAUAAACAUGGAUUAAACAAACA